AAUACACGAUAUAUCAGAAAUAAUUUGUAGGAAUAAAUAAACGAAGAGCCCAUUUUAGGAUUUUCUAAACAAUAACUUUAAUAAUUUUAUAACUAAAAAGUGUAAUAAAAUUCAGAGAUGAUAACCGAAAAUUUAUUAUAACGUCCUACUUAAGUGUUGUACUGUAUUGCAAGGAAAUAUUAUAUCACAUUUGUAAAUUUGUUUAGCAAAAUACAAUAAAAAAAUGCGUUGUUGUGUUCCUAAUUGCAAGAACGAUUCCAGGCAUAUAUCAAAGUCCCAGGGGAUCACAUUUCACGUGUUCCCUGCAGAUCAGUCACUACGCUCAUCUUGGUUGAAAGCACUUGGCAAAGAAUCGUGGGAGCCUAAAGACAGAAGUGCAGUUUGCUCUCAGCAUUUCCUGUGUGAUGAUUUGUAUGAAACUAAAAACGGGUUGAGGAAGGUUAGGACUGGUGCAGUGCCUUUAAUGUUACUGGAUAACUAUGGACCAGACCUAACAAGUUUAAAGGUGUGCAGAAUCUGUCUGGUCAUGGACCGGAAGCUGUUCCCCAUUCGGAAAUACAAACUGGAGCGCGCGUUCGAGCAUUUAACAGGUUUAACGUUUUGCGAAGACGACAGUCUACCGCAGAAGCUGUGUGCAGAAUGCGCACAGAGACUGAUGACGUGCUACCGCUUCAGGAACAAGAGCUUAAGGGCGCACGCCCUUAUGAUGGAAAUCAUAGGGAAGCAGGAUAUGAUAACUUAUCAAAGCAUCCAAACAAUAAAUAGAGAAAAUAAUUUCCUCGCUUCGAACCUAAGUAUAAAGAGCUUCGAUCCAGACCACUGUGAUCUCUACAUAGAGCACAUGGAAGAAACGGACACACAAACAGACACAGAACAGAAGGAAGAACUCCCGCAGAUACAAGAAGUCACGUUAGAUGCAGAAAUAAAAAAUGAGACAAAUGAUGAAAUAUAUCUUAAUGAAACAGAUCGAAUAGCUGAAGAUAUUAAAGAAGAAGUCGUUCAUGAUGAUAUCGACAGAGAUUAUUCCACAGACGAUAGUAUACCUCUAGAGAAGAGAAGAACGAAGAAGAAGAAAACGAAGAAGGAAAGGGUGAAGAAAGUGAGGAAGAAACAGGCUAAGGACCCAACGGAACCGAAGAUCGACAGAAGAAGAAAACCAUUUCUUAACGAUGAUCUCAACGAAACACUUUUCACAAUAACGGAUCUGUCCCACGAAGAGCAAGUGGCGGAGAUCCUGAAGAGGCAGGAGUCCUCCAAUUACAAGAAUUCAGUCUUCAAGUGCAGUGCCUGCUUCAAGGGUUUCUUGGAUGAAGACGCUUACAAUGGCCACAUGACUCGGCAUACUGACCAAUGUGGAGAAUACGAGUGCGAGAUAUGCAAAACGCAUUUCAAGCAUCCCCACGCGUUAAGAAAACACAUCACUGCGCACCACACCCAACGGUUCAGCUGCAACCAGUGCCCCUAUGUGACCACACAUCGGCAGACGGCGAGGCUGCACGAGAGAUGGCACAAAGGCACCAAGUACCAAUGCCCGCAUUGUCAGGACGAGUUCGUUAAAUUCACAACGUACAUGGGCCACAUCCGCAUAAAGCACCCGUCGGACUUCGUGUGCGAGUUGUGCGGGUACUCAUUUGUAAGCGAGAAAGGGAUAGAGCUACACAAGAAGCUCAAGCACCGGCUCGAGAGUGAUAAGGUGGGGGAAGACGGGCCGCUGUGCGAGGUGUGCAGCGUGCGCUUCGUGUCGCAGGACGCGUACCGGCGCCACCUGCACGUGUCGGCCCGCCACAGCGCGCCCGACAAUGACUCGAAAGAGCCUAACAAACCUAAGAAAGGUAGGAAGCCGAGAGAAGCAAAAGAUAGAGACAAAUUAUCAAGGGAGAAGAGUAGAGAAAGAGAGUCGAGUGAGAAGAGAAAAUUGUAUCCAAGUCAGAUAAGGAAAGCGGAGGGACCUAUACCAUGUGAACAGUGCGGGAUGCAACUGGAGGACUCGAGGGCGUACCACGGCCACUUCAGGAGGAUGCACCCGGACAAGAAUCGAACCAAGUACCCGUCGAUGAAGUCGCCGUGCAUGUGCGAGGUCUGCGGCCGAAUGUUCCAGAGCUACGCGCUGCUGAAAGACCACCGCUGGGUGCACACGGGUGAAAAGCCGUUCGCGUGCGAGUUGUGCGGCAAGUCGUUCCGCAUGCGGCAGCGCCUCGUCGCGCAUCGCCGCGUGCACGCACCGCGCCGCCUCACCUACGCGUGCGCGCACUGCGGCAAGCACUUCUCCACACACAGCAACCGACAGAGACACAUGUUUAUACAUACGGGUUUGAAGCCCUUUAAAUGCGAGAUGUGCGGGAAGUGCUUCAAACACGCUAGCGAAAAGCGAGCCCACAUCUCCUACGUGCAUCUGAAGAAGCCCUGGCCAAAGCGGACGCGGGGGAAACGGAGACAGGGACAGCUUCCAGCCCAGACGGCAUUGGCGACGGGUACAAGCGAGAUGGAUAUAGAGCAGUCGUUAUGGCCCACUUGUGACCAAAAAUUAGGCGACAUGAACUCCAUGAUGGAUGAUAAGCCUAUGUACUAUAAUAUAAAGAUAUAAAUAAGAUUGACCGGUCCAGGAUAAGCAGCUUUAAUUUUAAUAUUGGCACUAUUACGUAGCAUAAGCUACACGCAGUAAAUUAAUAUAAAAUGACAAUAGGUUACCACUAUAAUGAAACACUUGGUCACAAUUAAUGAUCUCAAAUAAAAUCUGAACUGUAAGAUAGAUAGAAAGAGAUAAUGUAAACGAUUCCUCGCCAAGAGAAGAACAAGAACAUGCUUAAAGACAGAGUAGAAUUUUAGGGCAGGGGUGGAAUUUUAAUUUUCUUUUUUUUUUGUAAAAUUUUAUAACGAAAUGUAAUCUGAAAAAUGUCAAAAUAAUUAGAGAUACAAUAAUUAUCACCAGAAAGUGAGGUAUAAUAUUUGACAGAUUUCAUACCGAGCAAGUUAAUUUGUUCGAAAAUAUAAAAGUUGCUGUUUCUUUCUGUACUAUUAGUUAUUGUUUAUAUUAAUUAGAACAAAACCACAGAUAUUCAUAAAAGUAGAAAAAUCAAAAAGAAAAGAGUUAAAAAAAAUUAAAGAGCAAGUCACUGAUACAUAGCUUUGUGUAAUAAUAUAAUACUCUAGAAACUGAUAAACUUUUAUUUAAAAACUAAUUUCUGCAUGAAAUGACAUUGUGUAACAAAAAACUUCACCUCAGUAUCAACUAGCGACAUCUGGUGAGCGGAAUAUUAUUAGUCCUCAUUGCUUGUAGCUCGAAAUAAAUUAUUGAAACACUAAAAAAAUUCCUUUGGUAUGUUAAAAUUCUCAAAAAUUAUUCUUGAUCUUUACUCCUGUGCCUUUAUCCCUUUUAAAUCUGGUCAUUCCUAAGCUCAAAAACAUUUAAAACAAUUUCAGCUAUAAAUGAAUUAAAAUUCAAUGAGCAUAAUAUGAUAUCAACUAUAUUUGGACGUAGUCAAACUAAAAUCGAAAGAAGUAGAUGGAUGGAUGGCUCACGACUGUGCUUUGUGGCAUUCCUUGGGGGAGACCUAUAUUCAACAGUGGCCUUGUAAAGGGAUGUACCUAAUGAUGAUGAUGAUAAUCAUAAGGUUUAGUUUCGAAUCAAGUCAAGUAUUUACCUUGAGAUAAUGGUCGGCCAUAUUAAAUUUUAUUUUAUUGUUUAUUUUAUGUGCUUGAUAAUGUUUAAAGUGUUUUUAAUAACAAAUUAUUUUUUUAGACACCUGUGGUAUAAUAUUUUUAACGAUUAAAAUAUUGUGUAUAUUUUUUAAUUAAUUUAUUUUUACAAAUAUGUACAAUGAAAAUGCUAAGUGUAAUAUGAUUUUUCAUUCAUUGUAAUGAUUUUCAUUUUUUUAGGAUCCUUUUGUAUAUAUUUAUUUAUACGGAAAUAAAUUAGCUUAGUUAAUCAAAAAUAAUUUUCUACCAAAUUGGUAGAAAGAAGAGUUUUAUGCAAUAAAAAAGUAACGAGGUUUUGGCGGGAACUUAACCGUUGCCGGCUUGUUGCUUCAGUUUUAAUGUUGAUAUAAUGGUUUGAAGUAAAUUUUGAUACAAAAAAUGAUGUUUUUUUUUGUGCUAAGCAUCUGAGCAUGGUGAAUAUUAGUAGAAACGACGUAACAAGUGAUUCAAUGUUAAAAUAAACCGCAAGUAAUUUUGUGGAUACUCCGUUGUGUUGAGCUGUCGUCAAAAUCUCCCAAAAACUUCGCAAUAUAACGCAUCAGCAUAUUUUGAAGAAGUUAACAUAAUAAUACUAAGUAUAUUGGGUAAUUUCUUAUUACUUGACACUGGCAAAUGUAUAAUUAUACCUACGAGUCCGUAAACAAAUAAAAAAGUAGGCAUCGGAUUUUGAUAAUGCAUUUUAGUUUUACUAUUGUAUAAUUUGGAAGUGAGUGAUAAGUAUAAUUGGGUAUAUUGUGAAAUUAUAUUUUAUAAUAACUGAAUGUAUGUACUAAUUUAUUGGUGAUUAUAAUAAAUGAAUUGAUAUUUUCCAU
Messenger RNA from Parnassius mnemosyne (clouded apollo), 4508 nucleotides. The record is from the annotation of a GenBank genome assembly. NCBI's taxonomy places the organism in Eukaryota, Metazoa, Arthropoda, Insecta, Lepidoptera, Papilionidae.